Messenger RNA from Pecten maximus, 947 nucleotides. RefSeq lists its product as uncharacterized. Bases 1 to 759 code for a protein of 252 amino acids. The transcript has 6 exons. Lineage: Eukaryota; Metazoa; Mollusca; Bivalvia; Pectinida; Pectinidae. The record is from RefSeq and is a predicted model, not a curated record.
AUGAGGACCUAUAUAGAGAACGAACACAUAAAUGACAUUGAUCUUGAUCCAGACAAACUGAGUCAAAAUCAGUCUCUAGCAGGUGAGAUCACUCUCAAAGAGCGAAUGUCAGCGUAUGACCAGCGUAUGGACAGCGUAUGGACAGCGUAUGGCCAGCGUACUCUGCGUAUGGCUAGCCCUCAGCGCAUGCCAGCGUAUGACAGCGUAUGGCAGCGUUUCCCAGCGUAUGCCAACGUGUUUGAAACUGGAAAUAGAUGUGGCAUUAAGACAAGUAGAUUAGGAAGGAAAUUCGUCAUUGUGGUUUCCGGAGUAGAACAACGGUCUAGUGACACGAUUUUAAGCAAACGAACCUCCAAAAAUAUACCGUUUGGGAGACAAGAGAUUCUUUUGCUCCUCCGAGCGUACCAAGUGCACCCAUGUUCAUGGGCUGAAGUCAUAUCGGAAAUUCAGGAAAAUAAAAAUCAGCUGCCGUCAUCAACUAGAAAUUUGUACAACACAGCUACCAUCAGUCAGUUAAAAGGCAGACUUUCAACAAAUUUGUCCAAACGUAUGAAAGAGUCGAGCGAUGACGCAGAAAUCAGGUCCGAACUAAAUGCAGUUAAAAAGAUGGAGACUCAGCAUAUGACAAAAACCAAGGAUCCGACAGAAGGAGGCGCAACUGAGCGGGAGGAAUCUCGCCCCACCCCCGGGCCUUCUAGUGCUAGUGCCAGUGUGAAUCAAGCAGCAAGCGUAAAGCCGGUGAUAAACAUGAACAAAUGAUGGAAUUGUUCUCAUCAGAUGAGGACACAACGCCGAAAAAGAAGAAAAAAAAGGAAUCACUGGUUUCAUUGAUGAUGAGAAAUCAAAAAGCCUAUAGUAAAUUUAUUACUAAAAAAUCCCAAAAUUACUUCAAGUCUUUGGCAUCGAGGACUCCUCUGAAAGCGAUUAAAUAUACAUGUAUACCAAAA